GUGUGGAGAAAGAAAGGAUCUGCUCAUGGUCCAAAACAUACAAGCUCAUCUGUGAAACAUGGUGGAGGUAGUGUCACGGCUUGGGCUUGCAUGGCUUCUUCUGGAACGUUCUCACUAAAUCUUUCUGGAUGAUGGAACUCAUGAUGGUAGCAGCAGAAUGAAUUCAGAAGACUACAGGAACAUUUUGUCUGACAAUUUACAGAGAUUUACUGCAUCCAGAUGAAUCAGGACCUACUUCAUCAUGCAGCAAGACAACGAUCCAAAACACUUUGAAGUGGAAGGUUUUAGACUGGCCAAGUCGAUCACCAGACCUUCACCCAACUGAGCAGCAUCUCACCUCCUGCAGAGGAGACUGAACAGAGAACACCCCCCCUGAAACAAACACCAACUGAAAGGAGCUGCGGUGCUUCUUAAAACAUGCCCUGAAAUGGGCCGGUGUCCCAUCCGGGAUGAAUUCUGCCGUCUUAUACCCAGUGUUCCUGGAAUUGGCUCCGGAUCCGCCCUGACCCUGACCAGGAUAAAGCGCUUACUUAAGAGGAUGGAGGAAUUAUUAUAUUUAAGUAUAGCGUUAUUAUAUUUACAUAUUACUGUUAUAUUUAUACAGUACAGUUCUCUUCCUCCAGACUUUUUGACUUUUUAAUACUCCCCCCUACACACACACACCACACACACACCGUGUGGGAUCACUCGAGCGCGUGAAUUCCAGAGGCUGAGCCCCGGGGGACUACAGGGUCUGAUCCUAAACAUGUGAUCAUGUGUGUGUGUGUGUGAGAAGUUAUGAUUGAGACGAAGCGCAAUCCCCUGCACUCUUUCACUCUUUCACGCACUCCGGGGAGUCUGAUGCUCUCGCGCGCUUUGAUCAUGCAGCCGGUGAGUCUCGGGGUGCUCUUGUUCCUGCAGCUCGCACGUGUAUCGCGCGCGCAGUUCCCGCGACCGUGUGCGACGUCCGAGGCGCUCCGGACUAAAACGUGCUGUCCCGCGUGGCCCGGUGACGGCUCGGUGUGCGGCGUGAGCUCCGGUCGCGGCUUCUGCCAAGACGUGCGGGUGUCCGAUCUGCCGAACGGGCCUCAGUUCCCGCACAGCGACGUGGAUGACCGCGAACGGUGGCCGCUCGUUUUCUACAACCGCACGUGCCAGUGCGCGGGCAACUUCAUGGGCUACAACUGCGGCGAGUGCAAGUUCGGCUACUACGGUGCCAACUGCGCGGAAAGGCGCGAGAGCGUGCGGCGGAACAUCUUCCAGCUGUCGGUGGCGGACCGGCAGCGCUUCAUCUCGUACCUCAACCUGGCCAAGAACACCAUCAGCCCCGACUACAUGAUCGUGACGGGCACGCGCGUGCAAAUGAACGACAGCGCGACUCCGAUGUUCGCCAACAUCAGUGUGUACGACCUGUUCGUGUGGAUGCACUACUACGUGUCGCGCGACGCGCUCCUCGGCGGUCCUGGCAACAUCUGGUCGGACGUGGACUUCGCGCACGAGGCCGCCGCCUUCCUGCCGUGGCACCGCGUCUUCCUGCUCUUCUGGGAGCACGAGAUCCGUAAACUCACCGGCGACAUCAGCUUCACCAUCCCGUACUGGGACUGGCGGGACGCACGAGACUGCCAGGUGUGCACGGACGAGCUGAUGGGCGCGCGCAGCCCGCUCGACCCCAACCUCAUCAGCCCCGCCUCGGUCUUCUCCUCCUGGAAGGUGAUCUGUACUCAUCCAGAGGUGUAUAACGCACGUGAGGUGCUGUGUGACGCUGCACCGGAGGGUCCGCUGCUCCGUAACCCUGGCAACCACGACCCCAGCCGCGUGGACCGGCUGCCUACCGACGCAGACGUGGAGUUCGUUCUCUCCCUCACACAGUACGAGAGCGACACUCUCGACAGGCGCGCCAACAUGAGCUUCCGGAAUGUGCUGGAAGGUUUCGCAAGUCCGAAGACAGGUAUAGCAGUGUCCGGUCAGAGCACGAUGCACAACGCACUCCACAUCUUCAUGAACGGCUCGAUGUCAUCAGUGCCGGCGUCAGCUAAUGACCCCAUAUUCCUUCUGCACCAUGCGUUUAUAGACAGCAUCUUUGAGCGAUGGCUACGUCUUCACCGGCCCCCGCGCACUAUUUACCCUGAAUCCAACGCUCCGAUUGGCCAUAACGGAGCCUACAACAUGGUGCCCUUCAUCCCUCUGUACAAAAACAUGGACUACUUCAUCUCCACCAAAGAGCUGGGAUACGAAUACACUUACCUACUGGAUCCAACUCAGCGGUUCCUGCAGGAGUUUAUCACUCCUUAUUGGCAGCACAUGCAGCAGAUUUGGCCCUGGCUGCUUGGGGCCGCGGUGCUCGGGGCCCUGGUUGCCGCGGUCAUCGCCAUGAUUAUCAGAAGGGUUGUCAAGGUGACGCGUCGCCGAGGGAACAGGAAGAAUGGACACGGAGAGAAACAACCACUACUGAACAGCAGCGAGGAGGAGGACACCGCUUCGUACCAGACCACACUCUGAUCAUGCACACACACACAUACAACACACGCACGCACGCACACACACGAUUACACAGAGACAUCAUGGUACACAUACUGAAUUUGUACUGUAUGAACACACACACAUGGAUAUCUCAACACACAGACACACAGAAAAGUGAACACACACACACACACACACACACACACACACACACACGGAUAGUUCAACUCACUCAUCUCAUACACAAAUAUACACACUGGUAAAACUCUGAAAUGGAUAACUGAACACACACACCUCUCAUACACAAAUAUUCACACGGGUAACACUCAGAAAUGGAUAAAUGAACUUAAACACACAGAUAACUGAACACACACACACACACACACACACACACACUGUCAGACCAAAAGACUGUACUGUACAUUAAUCUAAAUGCUUGUUAUGUGAAUAAAAUGAACAUGUACUGUGUUAAUAAAACACCAAUAAUGUUUAUAUACUGAUUAAAUAAAGGGCUCAUAAAAUCCA
Ictalurus punctatus (channel catfish) is the source of this 2964-nucleotide messenger RNA. RefSeq names its product tyrosinase (gene tyr). Gene Ontology annotation, biological process: melanin biosynthetic process; pigmentation. Gene Ontology annotation, molecular function: tyrosinase activity. The record is from RefSeq and is a predicted model, not a curated record. NCBI's taxonomy places the organism in Eukaryota, Metazoa, Chordata, Actinopteri, Siluriformes, Ictaluridae. The transcript is spliced from 5 exons. The coding region runs from base 778 to 2478 and encodes 566 amino acids.